AUUCAUUUUUCUGCGAUUCAUCAUUGGUGUUCGCAGGUUUUGGGUUCCUUGCAUUCGUACGGGUGUUUGUUUAGGUUUCGUUUUUUUCACCUAAUUGAGUAUCAAUAAUUGGUUUUUUCCAUCUUAUGAUUUGAUUCGGAUAGUCUGAUGGGUCCAAUUUAUCUUAUGAUAUGAUCUUCGCUUGAGAAAACCCAGUGAUUUUAGACUGCUUUUAGGUUGGAGUAUACUUUCAAAGCUUCCCUGAUUGCUUCACUGUUUGGUUGUUCAUCAGCGAGUUGAUGGUGUUCCAUCCUUUUCCAUAAGCAAGACGGGCCUAAAGCUCCAUGGGAGAAGAACGUGGUCGAUUCUCUCCUCCUCCUCAUCUUCUCGACUUCGUAUCCUUUCAGAAGAAUGGAAGGCCACUCAAUUCUGAAGGUAUAAGUAACCGUGGGAAUGGUCUUCUCGGUCUGAAGAAGAGAGGACAGUCUAGUCGUUCUUGGGUGAAGAUUGAUCAAAAUGGGAACUCCAUGGUUGUGGAGCUUGACAAGGGAACUAUAAUGAAGCAUUGUUCCUUACCAUCCCGGGAUUUGAGACUUCUCGACCCUUUGUUUAUUUAUCCCUCUACUAUUUUGGGUCGGGAGAAAGCUAUAGUUGUUAGCCUCGAGAAGAUCCGGUGUAUCAUCAAAGCCGAUGAGGUUAUCCUCAUGAAUGCUCGAGAUGCAUCUAUCGUUCAGUACCAGUCUGAAUUGUGUAAACGCCUCCAAUCAAACCAAAGCCAAACUGCUAAAGAUGAUCUACCAUUUGAGUUCAAAGCAUUGGAGUUAGCUUUGGAAUUGUCUUGUUUGUCUUUGGAUGCACAGGUAAAGGAGCUUGAAAUGGAAGUCUAUCCCGUACUUGAUGAUCUAACGUCAAACAUCAGUACCCUUAAUCUGGAACAUGUACGUAGACUAAAAGGUCGGCUUCUUGCAUUGACACAGAAAGUUCAGAAGGUUUGUGAUGAGAUAGAACAUCUAAUGGAUGAUGACGAUGACAUGGCUGAGAUGUACUUGACGGAGAAAAAACAAAGAUCGGAGGCUCUUGAUACAGGCGAGCUAUAUAACCAACACGAGGAUUUUGAUGCUUCAGAAAUAGUUUCGAAAUCUGCACCUGUUUCACCCGUCGGCUCAAGCAGUGGAACCCAUAAGUUGCAAAGGGCUUUUAGCAGUGUCAUUGGGUCACACAGAAGCCUGUUGAGCUCCUCAAACGCUGGAGAGAAUAUUGAUCAACUCGAGAUGCUACUUGAAGCCUACUUUGUUGUAGUUGAUAAUACUCUGAGCAAGUUAUCCUCGCUCAAGGAGUACAUAGAUGACACAGAGGAUCUGAUUAACAUUAAACUGGGUAAUGUACAGAACCAGCUGAUCCAGUUCCAGUUGCUUCUCACCGCAGCCACCUUUGUGGCCGCCAUAUUUGCUGCUGUCACUGCUGUCUUUGGGAUGAACAUGGAAGAUUCUGUUUUCGACAAUCCAUCCACGUUUCAGUGGGUUCUAGUGGUAACAGGUAUUGGAUGUGGAUUCUUGUACUUCUCCUUCGUCCUAUACUUCAGGUACAAAAAAGUUUUCCCACUGUAAAAUUUCUCAUGUGACAAUAAAAGAUCAUAACUUUCAUCGGUUUGGAUUAAGGAGAGUAUCUACAUCAAUUUGUAAUAGGAAAAUACUAUCUGCAUCAGAAGAACCUUGGAACAUUAGGUGCCAAAAACUAGAAUGCUUAGCUUAGGGCAUGUGCAAUAUGCAAUCCGAGAGCCAUCUCUUUGAGUAAAUUUCAGGGUAAUUUUCCAUUCA
This is a messenger RNA of Tarenaya hassleriana, 1796 nucleotides long. Its product is annotated as magnesium transporter MRS2-5. NCBI's taxonomy places the organism in Eukaryota, Viridiplantae, Streptophyta, Magnoliopsida, Brassicales, Cleomaceae. The coding region runs from base 324 to 1586 and encodes 420 amino acids. The record is from RefSeq and is a predicted model, not a curated record. Gene Ontology annotation, molecular function: magnesium ion transmembrane transporter activity. Gene Ontology annotation, biological process: magnesium ion transport. The transcript has 7 exons.